AUGAACACUGUCGGUGAAGUGAUAGUCUUUAUUUGCUUGAUUCUCGGCUCUCGAGGACAAUGGCUCGAUGAAAACUGUGGGUCCGGGGGAUCAACUAGUAGCCCCUGGCUGGCAAGCAUAUACAUCUGGGAUCAGCAGAAAUGGGAAAAUUAUUAUCAUAGCAGUGGUACACUUAUAAGUGAUCGUUUCAUCCUCACACAUGCCAUACCUAACACCCAACCAGGAUUUAUAACCGUUCGCUUGGGAGCAACCUAUGAUAGUGAGCCUACAUCGAGAUGGUACUACAUAAAAUCCUUGAUUAAUCAUCCCAACUUUGAAAAUAAUGGAAGCCAAAUCAAGAAUGAUAUAGCUCUAAUUAAGAUAUCUGAAAAAGUUGAGCUCAGUGCCCACAUCAGGCCAAUCUGUAUGUUCUACAGCAGAAGCAAAGAGCAGGAGCUACUUCUAAGGCAGGUUGCGGACUCAAAUUUGGAGCUUACAUUCACGGGUUGGAAUGAAAGAUAUCGAUAUACAAAGCGACUAAAAUCCAUCCGAGUCUUCCGAUUGGAUCCGGAAUACUGUUCAAGCUUACUAAAAAUACCCCUGGAACAGAAUCAAAUUUGUGGUGACAGCGACUCCAAUGAUCUAUGUUUUAGAAACAGUGGAGGCCCCUUGGAAAGAGUUAUAAACAAAUGGGGUAAAAAUGAAUCCAUAUUACUUGGAAUUCAGAGCUAUGGAGCCGGUUCAUGUGGCGACCCCGAGGUGUUUACAGACAUUUUGAGUCACUCAAAAUGGAUUUCAGGAAUCGUUAGAGUUCAUAAGGUUGGUCUGAAUAUUAUUUAAAUGCUAUUGAAUAUU
Drosophila suzukii is the source of this 834-nucleotide messenger RNA. The record is from RefSeq and is a predicted model, not a curated record. NCBI's taxonomy places the organism in Eukaryota, Metazoa, Arthropoda, Insecta, Diptera, Drosophilidae.